AUGAAUUUAAAUCAUCAAUCAAAUCAACGACUCUUGAGAAAGAAAUUGGAUCUUGGAUACCUUGAAGGCUGUAGACAAACACCCGCGCUAGACAUAAAUGGUCUUCUUUACAAGGUAUGCGUCGCUGCUGCAUCACUUCCAACCAUUGCACUGAUUAUGUGUGUUGUUUGGUGUUUGGCUACAGAUUCAUGCGUUACUACUCAUUGCACGGAUACUAAUUUCCUACCAUCUCUCAGUGCUGCUGUUGGAACAGAUCAGCCUCAAAGAGCAAUAUGGAUCAUAUCCAUUUUAAUUAGUUCUGCUUGGAGGCUUUUGAUCUUACUAAAUAGUUACAUUAAUUCCUGGAAGUUGUUCAGUGUAUUCUCAAAUGGACGUCAAUUUUACCUUCCGAAUUUACUAUAUCUGUCAAGCUUCAUUGAGAUAAUUUCGCUCAAUAUGCUUAGCAUUGUUUCUUCAACUGAUAACUAUAUUCAGCAUCGCAAUUACUUCUGUACUUUUGUUUUGUUCUCAGUGGUUUAUAUGAUGACAGAUGUUUACGUAUCACAACAUAAAAUCAAGCUCACUCAAGACACUUUUCUGGUAAGAAAACCUUUACCCAAUGCAUAUGGACAGUUUGACCAGAUUCCCAACAAUGAAUAGUUUAACUUUGUCAUUUAUUUGAGUGAUUCGCUCAUGUGGACAGACCAUUCAUUGGAGUAAUGUAUUACAAAGGAAGAAACGUUAUAUGGUUUCCUACUUCAUUUGCUUGUUGACUAUAAUGCUGUGUUACUGGAUUCAUGUGACUUUUUGUCCCCCAUAUGUUUACACUGUGUUUUCUGCAGUCGAAUAUGUUGCAAUAUUUUUGAACGUCAUCUACCACUAUACAGCCUCCAGUAUAUUUGAAGAUAUGCCUCUAAGAAAAAUGAUCAGUAACUUUUUGACCGGUCGAACUAUUCCGUUUGUAAAUAUGAAAUCAGAACUACCCUUGUUGGGAAUAAAAUAAAUACUUUUCUG
This is a messenger RNA of Schistosoma turkestanicum, 993 nucleotides long. The record is from the annotation of a GenBank genome assembly. Lineage: Eukaryota; Metazoa; Platyhelminthes; Trematoda; Strigeidida; Schistosomatidae.